AUGGCUGAAAUUACCUAUCUGUAUUUCUUUGGAUAUCCUCCAAAUUUCCAGUGUAAGAAUUUUACUGCACCUUCUAAUGCAUCGGUGCUAAUAGAACCACAGACAUGUGACGUCACCUACAUAACCAACUCACUGAAUAAAUCGGAGUCUACAAAUACCCCUUGUCCAAAUGGCUACAAAUACGACGGACCACAAACUGCGGUCACGGAGUGGGACCUGAUAUGUGACAGAGAAAGUUUGGGGCAGAUGUCCACUGCUGUGGUCAUGGUGGGCCAGAUGCUGGGAGCCACCAUCUUUUCUGUUAUUGUAGAUAAAAGUGGCAGACAUGGAGUCACGUGCUUCUGUUUCAUAGCUCUGACCGUCUGCUCCCUUGGUCUUGCCUUCAACACCUUCUUUGCACUGUUUGUUAUUUUGAGAUUCCUCAUUGGUGCAUUUCAACAGGGAGUCCAGAUGGCACAAGGUUCUCUGAUUAUAGAAAUGUUUCCAACGGAAUUCCGAGCUACCACUACCUUGAUAGGUGCUUUAAUGUGGGCGGUGAGUAUAGCGUCCCUCUCUCUGUUCGGCUACCUCCUACAAGACCAAUCCUGGAGAUACUUACAGCUUCUGGUGGGUCUGAUUGGCAUCCAUUGUCUGGGAACGCAUUGGUUACAGCACGAAUCUUUACGGUGGUUGGUGGCGAAUGGCAAAGACGAAGAGAUAAAAGUUUGGAUAAUUAGAGCAGCAAAAUGGAAUAAAAAGGAUCCAGAACAGAUUCUGAAGCACUUAUACUCGCCAGUAAAGGAGGGAGAGCAAUUGCUUGUGAAUUCAGAUCAUCAAAUAGCAGACAGUGCAGACGACUCAAUUACAGAAAAAUACAAUAUCCUCGACAUUGUACGAAAAAGAAGAGUUUUAGUCAUAUCUUUUAUCCUGUGGACUGCUUGGUUUGUCGUCAGUUUGUCUUAUUACGCCCUGUACCUGAUGUCCAGUAGUUUAUCAGGAAACAGAUUUCUGAAUUUCUUCCUUAAUGCUUUGGCAGAAAUUCCUAGCCAGUUCGUCCUUUGGUAUCUUGUCGGAAAGAUAGGUAGAAGAUAUACAUCCAUUGGAUUUUUCGCCCUCUCAGGACUCUUCCUCAUUGCAUCUGCACUUAUUUUGAAAUUUGCAGUCCACCUAAGUACCCUGUCUUUGAUAUUUAGUCUGGUGGGGAUGUUCGGAAUUGCUGGUGCUUUUUCGUGCCUGUUUCUCAUAACCCCAGAGCUGUAUCCAACCAACUUAAGAAGCACGGGCCUUGGUUUGUCGUCCACUGCUGGUCGGAUUGGGUCUAUUCUGUCGCCAUUUGCCUCCUCUUUUGCUCUACACGUGCCUUGGGGACCAGGAUUAACUUUUGGAAUUUUGUGCUUGAUUCUUACGUUUCUCUUCAUGUGGUUGCCAGAAACAAAGGAUAAAGUAUUACCCACAACCGUUAACGAUCUGGACAAACCACCAAAGUCUUCUCAGGAGCUCUAAGCAACGUGUGUGAUCGCUUAUGUUUCAUGCACUAACGUUAUAGACAAUUACUACAGAUCAGACUGCUACGCACUG
Messenger RNA from Saccostrea echinata, 1557 nucleotides. Its product is annotated as solute carrier family 22 member 7-like. NCBI's taxonomy places the organism in Eukaryota, Metazoa, Mollusca, Bivalvia, Ostreida, Ostreidae. Gene Ontology annotation, cellular component: membrane. Gene Ontology annotation, biological process: transmembrane transport. Gene Ontology annotation, molecular function: transmembrane transporter activity. The record is from RefSeq and is a predicted model, not a curated record. The coding region runs from base 1 to 1482 and encodes 493 amino acids. The transcript is spliced from 10 exons.